GGAUUUUUGGCGAAAGAGAAUUUUAUAGGGUGGUCUCUCGCAAGUGUCAGCUUCUGAGAUUAUUUUUUUGUUUGUCUUCGCGGCGGCUUCUGACCUUAUAUUCGUAUAACAGCCAAUAAGAUUGCUAGAUUUACUAUACAGUACACCCUACCUUCCCUAAUCUCCCAUUUAGAUCCGACCCGCAUCGGAUCCUUCUAUAAAACUUUGUUAAGAUUCCUCUGUUCCGUUUAACGUUUAUCUUCAAACUGAUUCCUCCUCCCUUACUUCCCCUCUCCAGUUUUGUCUCGACUCUUGUGGGUGUUGUCUGAAAAAAAAGAAGAUGGAAGUUUGUGGGGACUCUGAUAACUUAAAGAACCGUCCCUUGACUCCACUUAGGAUCCUAAGGGGUCUCAUCAUCUUACUCAUCUUCCUCUCUACUGCUUUCAUGUUCCUUCUCUACUUCUCACCCAUCUUCGCUCUAGCCUUACGUCUUCUAAGCGUACACCAAUCUAGGAAAGCUAUUUCGUUCAUCUUUGGUCACUGGUUAGCUCUCUGGCCUUACCUCUUCGAAACAGCCAACGGAACAAAAGUAGUUUUCUCCGGAGACACCCUUCCUGUAGAGAAACGUGUCUUGCUGAUAGCAAAUCAUAGGACGGAGGUGGACUGGAUGUAUCUUUGGAACAUUGCCUUGAGAAAAGGGUGUCUUGGCUACAUCAAGUACGUCCUUAAAAGCAGCUUGAUGAGGCUGCCUAUAUUCGGAUGGGGGUUUCAUAUCCUUGAGUUUAUCCCUGUGGAGAGGAACCGUGAGGUUGAUGAACCUGCUAUGCUUCAAAUGCUUUCAACUUUUAAAGAUCCUCAAGAUCCCUUGUGGCUUGCUCUUUUCCCUGAAGGAACAGACUUCACUGAAGAGAAGUGCAAAAGAAGUCAAAAGUUUGCAGCUGAGGUUGGUCUUCCUGCAUUAUCAAACGUACUUCUACCAAAAACAAGAGGUUUUAGCGUUUGCUUUGAAGCUCUACAUAACUCUUUGGAUGCAGUAUAUGAUCUGACUAUUGCAUAUAAGCCGCGCUGCCCAUCUUUCAUGGACAAUGUAUUCGGAACUGAUCCUUCAGAAGUUCAUAUCCACGUUAGGCGAGUUCUAGCUAAGGAGAUUCCAGCAAAUGAUGCAGAGUCUUCUGCUUGGUUAAUGGAUUCAUUCCAGGCCAAGGACAAACUCUUAUCCGGUUUCAAUGCUCAGGGGCAGUUCCCAAAUCAAAGACAAGUAGAAGAGCUCUCUAUCUUGAAAUGCAUAGCCACUUUUGGAAUGGUGAUAUCUUUGACAGGAUUGUUCGUUUAUCUGACCUUGUAUUCACAUAGCUGUUUCAAAGUCUAUGCUGGUCUAAGCUUCAUGUAUUUAUCUUUUGCUACUUAUUACAAGUUCCGACCUUCACCACCUGUUGGCUGUUGUAGAGGUGGUAAAAAAGGAAAAGAACACUAACUCCUGUUUUGUACAUACAAUUCUUUCCUUACAUACAGAGAAAUAAUAUGAAGAGUUUACAGGUAGAAAAGAUUUCAAAGCUGC
Messenger RNA from Eruca vesicaria subsp. sativa (arugula), 1537 nucleotides. The record is from the annotation of a GenBank genome assembly. NCBI's taxonomy places the organism in Eukaryota, Viridiplantae, Streptophyta, Magnoliopsida, Brassicales, Brassicaceae.